Messenger RNA from Penaeus indicus, 1029 nucleotides. Its product is annotated as pre-mRNA-splicing factor 38B-like. The transcript has a single exon. NCBI's taxonomy places the organism in Eukaryota, Metazoa, Arthropoda, Malacostraca, Decapoda, Penaeidae. The coding region runs from base 1 to 1029 and encodes 342 amino acids. The record is from RefSeq and is a predicted model, not a curated record.
AUGUUCAGGCGAACCAGUUACUUGUGCGGAGGCACAGCUCGAGAUGAGCCUGCUGAUGGGCGUCAAGGAGGAAGGUGCGUCGCUCCAGGGUAUGGGCACCUGUGUCGCUCUUUCGAGGCCACCGAGGAUGCAGCUUCGGCCAUCCACUCAUCCCCUAGUCAACUGUGUGCUGUUUCAAGCUACAAGAAGAGGAAACAGCAUGGCCCAUGUCCCACCCUCACUGCCGCCACACGACGGCAUGAUCAUUUAUGGCAUAGCAUAUUACUAUUACUGUCUGGGCAUGGUACCACGUCGAAACGGUCCGCUGUGUCAUCUGGAACGGGUGGUGGUCUGCCGAGCGCAGUCGCGCGAGAGCGGCGGAGAAGAGAGCGAGAGGAGCAGAGGGAGAGCGCAUCGGAGGACGGGAGGAGUGGAGAAAAAGACGCACAGAGCGCAGAAGCGAGAGCAGGAAGGACCGAACACGCAAAGCAUGGUAUGCGAGAGGACGAGAAGAAGAUGACCACGGUAAGGAGCGCAGAGGUAGACGAGAGAACAGAGAGGCGGAAAGAGCGACGUCGGAAGCGGAAGAGCGAGAAGAGAGACACGAAGAAGCAACAGAAAACGCGAGAACAAACGGCAAAGAGCCAAGCACCGCUAGAGCGCAAAAGCCAAGCGGCAAAUGAGACGAGACGCAAGGAGCGCACGGCAGAGCGAGAGUUAGCUCAACCACAAUCGAGACGAACAACAGGACAAAGCACGGCCGACGAAAAUACAAUAGAACGAGGAGUAGUCGCGCAGAGUCGCCAGAGACGAGAGGAGCGAGACGAGGAGACGGCGACAGGAGCCGAAGGACGUAGGAGAGCAGCGGGGAAGAACGGCCGAGCGCGCGCGAGAGACGCCAGCGAGGCGCCUCAGACCCCAGAGCGGCGAAUCCCCAGCGGGGGCCGCAACAGGCAGCGCCUCGCAGACGCCCGGAAGAGACACGCUAAAAGCGCACACCCACGCCGCCGGAAGACAGCGGGACGAAAACGCGUCCGGCACACCGCAUAA